Molecule: messenger RNA, 351 nt
Organism: Phaeoacremonium minimum UCRPA7
Lineage: Eukaryota; Fungi; Ascomycota; Sordariomycetes; Togniniales; Togniniaceae
Product: putative 60s ribosomal protein l34 protein
Exons: 3
Coding region: 1-351 (116 amino acids)
Biological process (GO): translation
Cellular component (GO): ribosome
Molecular function (GO): structural constituent of ribosome
Source: RefSeq, a predicted model, not a curated record
AUGGCCGGCAACCGAGUACAGUACCGCCGUCGCAACGGCUACAACACGUCGUCCAACAGGACUCGUAUCAUCAAGACCCCCGGCGGCGAGCUGCGAAUCCUCCACAUCAAGAAGCGAGGCACUGCCCCCAAGUGCGGUGACUGCGGCAUCAAGCUCCCUGGUAUUCCCGCCCUCCGACCCCGCGAGUACGCCGGAAUCUCCAAGCCCAAGAAGACCGUCCAGCGUGCGUACGGUGGCUCAAGAUGCAGCAACUGUGUGCGCGACAGGAUUGUCCGCGCCUUCCUCAUUGAGGAGCAGAAGAUCGUCAAGAAGGUGCUGAAGGAGCAGAGCCAGGGCGAGAAGAAGAAAUAA